Messenger RNA from Aricia agestis (brown argus), 8114 nucleotides. It is a transcript of the gene ft, whose product is annotated as cadherin-related tumor suppressor. The record is from RefSeq and is a predicted model, not a curated record. NCBI's taxonomy places the organism in Eukaryota, Metazoa, Arthropoda, Insecta, Lepidoptera, Lycaenidae. Gene Ontology annotation, biological process: lipid metabolic process; homophilic cell-cell adhesion. Bases 71 to 8104 code for a protein of 2677 amino acids. Gene Ontology annotation, molecular function: calcium ion binding; lipase activity. The transcript has 11 exons. Gene Ontology annotation, cellular component: plasma membrane.
CAUCAUCACAGCGAGGAAGCUGGACAGAGAGACCAUCCCCACGUACAACCUCAUCGUUACCGCUCGGGACAUGGCCAAGCCUCCCGAACCCCAACUGUCCUCAACUGUCCAGGUAAUGAUACAACUCAAGGAUGUGAACGAUAUGGCUCCGCAGUUCGUAUCACCGAAUACGACGUCGAUACUAGAAAACAUACCGCUGAAUACUGUGGUAAUGACCGUAAAGGCUAUCGACAAAGAUGAGGGUAGAAAUGGAUAUGUGGAAUAUUUUAUGACGUCAAAUCCUGAGAUCAAUGGACUAUUUUCGCUGGGCAAUGUUGAUGGUAUUCUCCGAGCUACUGGAAAAUUAGAUAGAGAAUUGAAAUCCAGCUACACGAUCAUGGUAACUGCCAAAGAUAGAGGUGACCCACCGAACCUGACUAAUUCUAAAAUCACUAUAAAUAUACUAGACGAAAAUGAUAAUAGUCCUGUAUUUGAUCCAAAACACUACAGCGCGUCUGUGCCUGAAAAUGCUAGUAUUGGUGCUAGUGUAUUACAAGUCUCCGCCACUGACAUAGAUGAAGGUGUAAAUGGAAGAGUAAGGUACUCUAUCGCAUCCGGUGAUGAAAAUAGAGACUUCAGUGUAUCUGAAGAUAGCGGAAUAGUAAGGGUGGCAAAAAACUUGAACUUUGAACGAAAAUCUCGUUACGUGCUUACGAUACGGGCAGAAGAUUGUGCGACAGAUGAUGUCAGAUAUGAUACAGCGCAACUCUCUAUAAUGAUUCAAGAUAUAAAUGAUAAUCCACCGACGUUCUUAGAUUCGCCAUAUUUAGCAUACGUUAUGGAAAAUGUUAUACCGCCAAAUGGUGGCUACAUAUUGACAGUGCAUGCAUUUGAUGCUGAUUCACCACCAUUUAAUAACCAAGUUCGGUAUUUUAUAAAAGAGGGUGAAACAGAUUUAUUUAAAAUCAAUGCAUCUUCUGGAGAAAUAUCAUUGCUUAGGACGUUAGACAGAGAAGCUCAAGACGAAUAUACACUUUCUCUUGUGGCUAUGGACACAGGUUCUCCUCCACUUACUGGUUCCGGUACUGUUAAAAUCCUUGUUCAAGACGUAAACGACAACAGCCCAGAGUUCCAAAGACAGUUCUACAAAACUACUGUGAAAGAAAACCUCCCUCCUGGAGUUGUAAUACUUAGUCCACAAGCUAUAGAUAAAGAUAUUGGAAACAACGCAAAAAUAAGAUAUUCUCUACUCGGUGAAAAGUCAGAAAGAUUUUCUAUAGACUCCGUAACAGGUGUUAUCGUAACUCAACAAAGCUUAGACAGGGAAGAAUGGGAUGUCUAUUACCUGAUAAUCAUGGCGCAAGAUUCUUCGACGACGGACCCAAAAACAGCAACUGUUAAUUUGACUAUUUAUGUUGAAGAUGAAAAUGAUAACACGCCCACUUUUUCACAAUCAAGCUACGAAGUAUUUAUUUCAGAAAGAACUACUCCAGGAGAUUUUAUUUUUGGAGCUAAGGCUAAAGACAAUGAUGUUGGUCUGAAUAAAAAAAUAUUUUAUGACCUAAGCGGCGACCAUAAAGAGUUGUUUGUCAUAAAUAGAGAAACAGGUGUUGUAAAGGCUAAAGAAAAUUUAAUAAAGUAUAAGGACAAAAACAGGUCCAACAUUGAAUUGACAAUAAUAGCCAGUGACAGUGGUAUCAUUCCCAGACAAAGUUCUGCAGAGCUCAUUCUCAUACCUAAAUCCGGAAAGAAUUUCCCUAAAUUUACUGUAAAUAGUAAACUUACAUUUUCAUUCUCGGAAGAUACUCCUGAAGGUGUGCUAGUUACUCAACUUUCGGCAACAUCUCCCAAAAGUGGUCCUGCUGGUAUGUUACAAUAUUCAAUAGCUGGUGGUAAUGUGGGGGAUGCCUUAAGAGUGGAGCCAAUAAGUGGUGAAGUAUUUAUCACUGGAAAAGGACUAGAUUAUGAGACCAUGCCAUUAUAUGAUGUUUGGUUUGAAGUAAAAGACUCUGAUAAUCCACCGCUCAAAUCAUUUAUUGAAAUACAAAUCAAAGUUACAGAUGCCAAUGAUAAUCCACCUAUUAUAAAAAAUGCAUUAUAUAACGCAACAGUACCCGAAGAAGAAUCUCCACCACAAUUAGUAGUAAAAAUUGAAGCUACUGAUGAAGACUCUAAUGAAAAUGGUAGAAUAUCAUACAAAUUAGUAAAUGAUUAUGAAGAAACGUUUGUUAUUGAUUCAGACACUGGAGAAAUAUCCACAAAUAUAGCACUUGAUAGAGAAUCUAUCCCAUUCUAUGAAAUAAUUGUUGAAGCUGUUGAUCAUGGUGUUCCACAAUUGGUUGGCACAUCAACUGUUUUGGUUACUGUUCUAGACAAAAACGACAAUCCGCCUCGCUUUACACGACUGUUUAGUGUGAAUGUUACAGAAAAUGCUGAGAUUGGUUCAUUUGUUAUUAAAGUAACAAGUUCCGAUUUGGAUACUGGACCUAAUGCUAAUGCCACUUACAGCUUCGUUGAUAAUCCAGGAGAAAAAUUUGUUAUUGAUCCUAUAAGCGGUAAUGUUACUGUCGCUAGGCCAUUAGACAGAGAACUGCAAGACGAGUAUGUGCUUAAAGUUGCGGCUAUUGAUGGGUCUUGGAGAUCAGAAACUCCGUUAACAAUAACAAUACAAGACCAAAAUGAUAAUGCACCAGAAUUCGAAUACUCUUAUUAUAGUUUUAACUUUCCGGAAUUGCAAAAGAAAAACAGUUUUGUUGGUCAAGUUAUUGCCACAGAUAAAGAUAAACAAGGCCCUAACUCGAUUAUAUCUUAUUCAUUACAACAAACUUCAGAUUUGUUUACGAUUGACCCAGCAACUGGUGAAAUUUUAAGUAAAUUCGUGAUGAAUUAUAAAAGAACGUCGGUAGAUGCGUCACCUGAAAAUACAUACUCCGUUGUUGUGGUGGCCACGGAUAAUGGUAAACCUCCAAUGUCUUCGGAAUGCUUAGUCACAAUAAAUAUUGUAGAUGCAAACAACAACAAACCUAAGUUUACUGAACAUGAAAAGUUUGUGCCAGUUCCUCUUGAUUCAACAUUAGGUGAAAAAAUAAUUAAAUUUAAAGCGGAAGAUACUUUGGAUUACGGAAUUAAUGCUGAAAUCGAAUAUUCCAUAUCUGGUGGCAAUGGAACUGCAUAUUUCUCAAUAGACAGGCUUAGUGGCUGGGUGAUCGUUAGCAAACAAUUUUAUUAUACAGGACAAUAUUAUGAACUUAAAGUCAAAGCUAUCGAUCGUGGAAUUCCACCUCAAUGGGACGAAACAUCUAUUGUGUUUGUUGUAACAGGUGAAAACAAUCACAGUCCUAAAUUCACAGCACUCAGUUAUCAGGUUAUUGUUCCAGAAAAUGAGCCGAUUGGAUCAUCUAUACUCACACUAAAGGCAAAUGAUGAAGAUGAUGGUCCUAAUGGUAUAAUUAGAUAUGCAAUAACUUCAGGAAAUGAAGAGAAAGACUUUUACGUCAAUCCUAAUUCUGGAGUAAUAAGUAUUCUACGACCUCUGGACUAUGAUUCCAUUCAAGAAUAUCGUUUAAAUAUAACAGCAAAAGAUCUUGGUUUUAAGCCAAAAGAAACAACAGCCACCGUAACUGUUAUACUGACUGACAUCAAUGAUAAUGCACCGACAUUUAAUCAAACACAGUAUGAAGCAUACUUACCAGAAAAUUCUCCAAUAAAUAGCUUUAUUUUCAAAGUACAAGCUAAAGAUAUCGAUUCGCCCAAAAAUGCCAUUAUUAAGUACAGUAUAAAAAAUGACAUGUCAUCAUUAUUUUACAUUAAAUCCGAUACUGGUGAAAUAUUUUCAAAAGAGAUUUUUGACUACGAAGAUAAAACAAAAUAUAACGUCGAAAUACUAGCAGCCAAUCCAGAUUCCCCAAUGAAAAGUACGACAAGAGUCGUAGUGCACAUUACGGGCGUUAAUGAAUACUAUCCGAAAUUUAUUCAGCCAGUAUUUCAUUUCGAUGUUUCGGAAUCUGCUGAUGUUGGUACUAACGUUGGAGUCAUACAAGCGACUGAUCAAGAUAGUGGUGAAGAUGGAAUAAUUUACUAUUUAUUGGUUGGCUCAAGUAAUGAUAAAGGUUUUAGUAUAAAUUCCCAAACAGGUGUAAUACGAGUUGCCAGAUAUUUAGACAGGGAAACGCAAAAUAGAGUCAUACUAACAGUAUUAGCCAAGAACUCGGGUGGCAUACGCGGCAAUGACACAGAUGAAGCACAAGUAAUUAUAUCGAUUCAAGAUGGCAAUGAUCCUCCUGAAUUUAUUAAGACCUACUAUGAAGCUACUAUAUCAGAAGGCGCAAGCUUAGGCCAGGAAGUAAUUCAAGUAAAAGCUGUGGACAAAGAUGUUCGCCCGCAAAAUAAUCAAUUCAGCUACUCAAUAAUAGGUGGAAAUACAAAUCAAGAUUUUAGAGUCGAUCCCCAAAGUGGAGAAAUUCAAGUAGCAAAACACUUGGACCGUGAAACUUUAUCAACAUAUUCACUCAUCGUUGGGGCAAUCGACACUGGCAUACCUCCACAAACGGGCACCACAACUGUAAAAAUAAGUGUAACAGAUAUCAACGACAAUGGUCCCGUUUUCGAUGUUGCUAGUUUUAACGGCGCUGUAUACGAAAAUGAACCACCUAACACAAGUAUUACAACACUAUCUGCGAAAGAUCCAGAUUUACCUCCUAAUGGAGCACCAUUCUCCUAUAGCGUGAUUGGCGGUAGGCAUCAAAACUACGUAAAAAUUUAUAAACAUACUGGCGUUAUUAUGACUACCAAGAAAAUUGACAGAGAAGUUACACCUUUCUUAGAAAUAACUAUACAAAUUGAAGACAGUGGAGUUCCUGUGAUGAAAUCAAAUUAUACCAUAAAAAUUAAAGUUCUUGAUCGUAAUGACAAUCCUCCUACGCCAAGAUCUGCUCACGUUAUUGUAUAUGCCUUCAACAACAAGAUCCCACACGGAAAAAUUGCUGACGUUCGUCCGAACGAUCCUGAUAUAGUUGGCGAAUACAAAUGUAAAAUUGACAAAGAUUCUACAUCCGAUGAAACGUUAUCAUUAUUGACUAUAAGAAAAGGCUGUGAUCUAUUUACGAAUGACAUACGACCAGGACAAGGCUACUCAUUUUCUGUCAUUGGUAAUGAUGGAAUACAUAGAGAUGUCGUAUCAUCAAUCAGUGUUGAAUACUUUUCUUUUGAUAACCAUACAGUUGAGCAAUCAAUAACGACAAGAAUUAGAAAUAUAUCUGCUUCUGAAUUUCUCUUACAAUAUUACCGUAAUGUAAUUGAAAUUUUAAAGAUGGGCUUAAAAGAUCAUGAAAGUGUUUAUUUAUAUAGUUUGAUUGAAGAAGAUGAAAAUCUAGAUGUAACAAUGGUUAUUAAAGGAAGCAAACAGACUUGGAAAAGAGAACAAACUGAAAGCCACAUUAAAGCCAAGCACUCAGAGAUAAGCAAAACAUUAAAAAGAGUUAUCACAGUUCCUUACUAUCCAUGUUCGACACAUAAGUGUCUCAAUGAUGGACUUUGUACUGAUGGAUUUAAAGUCUUGGAUGAAACAAAAAUAACAGAAAGUACAUCGUUGAUACUUUCAUCGCCGUUAGUGCGCCAUGAAUAUACCUGCCAUUGUACGGACCGAUUUAUCGGAAAUAACUGUGAACGUCGACAAGAUCCUUGUUCACCAAAUCCAUGCUUAUUUGGAGGCCAAUGUAGAAAGCAGGGCCAUGACUUUGUCUGUAGCUGUCCUGCUCGCCGCGAUGGCAAAACCUGUGAGAUAGAAAGAGAUGACGUUUGCAGUGGCAACCCAUGUAAAAAUGGUGGAUCUUGUAAGGAGAGCUCAGACAGAAAUUCUUUCUUCUGCUUAUGUCGUCCGGGAUACAGAGGAAAUCAGUGUGAAGCACUUGUUGACUCAUGCAGACCAAACCCCUGCAUGCACGGUGGCAUUUGUAUAAGUCUUAAGCCAGGCUAUAAAUGCAGUUGUUCAAAUGGUCGCUAUGGAAUACAUUGCGAAAGUUCUACAUUUGGAUUCGGAGAGCUGUCAUACAUGCAAUUCCCAGCCUUAGAUGCCUCCACUAACGACAUAACGAUAACUUUCGCUACAACAAAAUCGGAUUCUCUUCUUUUAUAUAACUACGGUGCCCAAACUGGAGGACGAUCUGAUUUUAUUGCUAUUGAAUUACUUGGUGGCAAACCAGUAUUUUCUUUUGGGGGUGCUCGAACAUCUAUUACAUCAGUUGCUUUACUAGAUACUGAAAAGAAUCUGGCCGAUGGAAAGUGGUACAAGUUGAUUGCUACUAGAAAUGGAAGGGUUAUAUCCCUAAGUUUCGCUGUCUGUACGGAUCAUGGCGAUGCCUGCACAGAAUGCGACCCCACCGACGAUACAUGCUACGGUGAUGACACCGGACAAGCCGGUACGCUCAAUUUUAACAACGAGCCGCUACUAAUAGGAGGUUUACACAAGGCUGAUCCAGUGCUGGAGCGUCCCGGGCAAAUACAUUCAGACGAUUUUGUUGGCUGCAUGCACAGUAUCACAAUAAAUGGACGGAUCCUGAACCUAACUAUUCCUUUGAAUGCUCGAGGGGUUGAGCCCCAUUGUGAUAGAACGGAAAAAGGAACUUGUUUCAAAGAAAAUGUUUGUGGUGGUGGUAAAUGCUUGGACCGGUGGAAAACAAACUACUGUGAUUGUGAUGGUUUAACUUCCCCAGAUUGUUCAAAUUCUCUACAAAGUAUUUCUACUGGUGAAAAUGGUGUUAUAUCUUUCGUCAUAUCUGAAAAACACAGAAGAAUGCAAUUACUCGAAACAAUUUAUGGCGGAAAUACCGUAUGGAAUAGAAAAUUAUCAAAAGGUAUAACUAAGACUGCUGUAAAAACCACCAAUCAGUCAAAACAUUUAACAUUUUUCUUCAAGAGCCAUAAAAAAGAUGGAGUUCUUUUCUACUCGGCUACAGACAAAUAUUACACCUUGAUUGAGUUGACAAAUGGGAGAGUUAGUUACUCCUCUAAACAAAACACUAUUGUCAAUGUAAGUCAAUCCGAUACCAUGAAUUCUGCAGAUGGUUACUGGCACAAUAUAACUUUAUACGCAUAUGGAAGAAGCAUAAGAUUGAUCGUAGAUAACAUAAAUGUAGGUGAAGAACUAGACACUGCAAGUGUGCACGACUUUUUAGACCCCUACCUGACCACGCUAUCCUUGGGAGGUUUCUUGCUGGGCUCCGCGUCAAAAUGCAUCACUCCCGAAAUGAAAUGCCCUAACGUUAACAUCACGUUUUGGUUGUACACCAGAAAGAAUAGAGAUCACCCAGUCGAGAUCAAAGCUGAUGAUGCCGAGUCAAUAUCCAACGCGCCUUGGGUGAAAGACGGGGCCAUAAAGGUGCUGAUACACGGGUAUACCGGACACAGGGAUUUCUCACCCAACACCGAGAUAAGACCUGUGUACCUCGACUGCUGCGACUACAACAUCAUCACCGUGGACUACAACCCCAUAACCCUAGAGCCUUGCUACCUGGAGUCAGCUCGCAAUACCGAGCUGGUCGGCAUGUGCCUCGCGCAACUGAUCGACGCCAUGGUGGGGAGAGGUUUCCAGCUGGUGAAGUUCCACAUCAUAGGGUUCAGCCUGGGCGGCCAGGUCGCGGGGUUCGUCAGGAAUUACCUGCAGUCGGGGAAGCUGGAGAGGAUAACAGCACUGGACCCAGCCCUGCCGCUAUUCGCGACGAAGGACAACCGCCGGAAGAUUGACGCCAGCGACGCUAACUUCGUGGACGUGCUGCACACUAACGCGCUGCAGCGGGGCAAGCUGGAGACGUGUGGUGUGGCUGACUUCUUCGCCAACAGCGGCAUGCAGCAGCCGGGCUGCAAGACCACGAAAGAGCAGUCGGCAUCCAGCUGCGCCCACGCGCGGGCGCCGCUCUACUACGCGGAGUCCAUAGUGAGCAGCACGGGGUUUUACGGCGCGCGCUGCUCCUCCUGGCUGCUACACGUGGUCGGCUGGUGCCAGCUGACAACAGCGGACGAGGCGCUGUUUGGGGAGCAUGUGUCUUACAACACGUCUGGCGUUUUCUUCUUCAGCACUAACUCGGAGCCGCCCUUCGCUAAAGGAUCUACGAAAGCAAGGAAUACGUAAAAUUGCUUAA